Molecule: messenger RNA, 2112 nt
Organism: Cottoperca gobio
Lineage: Eukaryota; Metazoa; Chordata; Actinopteri; Perciformes; Bovichtidae
Gene: lzic
Product: leucine zipper and CTNNBIP1 domain containing
Exons: 7
Coding region: 210-779 (189 amino acids)
Molecular function (GO): beta-catenin binding
Source: RefSeq, a predicted model, not a curated record
CAAAUCCACAGACACCAACAAACGCCUUGAUAAACACUACAUAUGUUGUAACCCUUCUAGCAAGUGUUUUUUCCCCUGAGGAAGUCCAAUUGAAUUAUUUAAUUGAUUGUGUUGUAUAUUCUUCAAGCUGGUGCAAAUAUUUAACUCCUCGCACGACUGAUUCACAACUGUUUACAAAGAGAGUUCCGGAAAUAGGAUUUUAACUGAGCAUGGCUUCUCGCGGGAAAUCAGAAACUGGAAAACUGAGGCAAAACAUGGAAGAGCAACUUGACAGACUGAUGCAGCAGCUGCAGGAUCUAGAGGAGUGCAGAGAAGAACUGGAUGAGGAAGAGUAUGAGGAGACAAAAAAGGAAACCUUGGAACAGUUGAGUGAAUUCAACGACUCCCUGAAGAAGAUCAUGACAGGAGACAUGACACUUGUGGAUGAACUCAGUGGAAUGCAGCUGGCAACCCAGGCUGCCAUCAGCCAAGCUUUCAAAACUCCAGAGGUGAUCCGACUCUUUGCUAAGAAGCAGCCGGGACAGCUGCGAACCCGACUCGCAGAGAUGGACCGAGAUGUCAUGGUGGGGAAACUGUCGCGGGAUGUGUACACGCAGCAGAAAAUGGAAAUCCUCACAGCCUUGAGAAAACUUGGAGAGAAGCUCACUUCGGAGGAUGACGCAUUUCUCAUCGAAAAUGCUACAGCUACUCUGAGCCAGUUUGAAAAAGUGACAGCAAACUUAGGCUCCGAAGACAAAAUUAUGGCUUUAGCUAGCUCUGGUGUGAAAACCAAAGCGUAGUAAUUCUACAAAAUGUUUAUGUUUUAAAAAAUGUGCCAAUUUAUCAUCGAUUCUGUAAAUAAUCAAUGCACUUCUAGGUGUUGCUAUGUAUCCUAAUACGUUUUUAACAGUAUUGUUUUAUACUCCUCAACCUUUGUAAAUGUCUUUUAUUUGUCCAGAGGUGUACAAAUGUGUUAUCGGUACAAUCAUGUGACUUUGUGGGAUAUGAAGACAUGUACAUGAAUGUAAAAGAGUCCAGGCAGUGCAAGAGAAAGACUCUGCUGUGAUUUGUGCUGUAAUUCUUACUGGGUUGCUGAGUUGUUUUUAAGAUUGUUGAUUUCCUGCACGAGUGCUUCAAAUAUUCAAGAUGUAAUUUUAUUCUAACUAAACUGUGCUGUUCACAGGGAUUUGGACAAAAUAACAGAAAUACCACACGGAAAAGAACUUUGAAGUAACUUAAGUACACAUUACAAAGACAGUAACACUAGUAAGUCAAUGUGUAUGCAGUACCCAUAAAGUAUAUGUAGUAUGCAGGAGGGACUCCACAAUACGCAGCAGGGUGUCAGCUCAAACAUAUCUGACAAUCACAAAGAACUUAUAAUUGUUAAAUGACUCAAAAAUAAUUGACAACACAUUCAAAAUAUGAUAUUGACAAAGAGGAUGGCAGUAACGAGUCACAUGGCAGGAAUAGAUGUAAACGUGGCAGAAUAAGUAUUACAUACAACUGUGGCCUCUUCUCAAGAUUGAAAUCCGUCCGUCUCAAUAAAAUACACUCCUUAUAAGCCUGCGUGGUUACUGCAUUCAUCCAGUGCAAACAUAGUAUGAUGCAUAACUCUGUGAAAUCAGCACCAAUCUGGACUGAAAAAAUAUGAUCAGAUGAGUCUUUGGCCAGUUUGUCUGCAAUGUGAUUAGAAAUCCACCGGGUGGAUUAGUCGCCAUCUGUUAAACAUUAACGGUCUCUGUGGAUGUUUAACAGCCAGUGAACAUGUACAUUUACAGUACCAGAUGCAGCCUGCGCUAAAUGUUCAUGCAAACCUCACUCUGCAAAAUGAUCCCCAGUGUUACAAACAAAGGAUGAGCGGAUGAAUAUUUGAGAAUAUGCCAGGACUACACUUUGUUAGCUUCUAGAUAUCUGUAUGUUGUCUAGUGUUUCCAUUAUUUUGUCCACCCUCUAUGAACUCAUUGAUUAUUAAGCAUUAUAAACUGCAGUUACACAUUUGCAGUAAUCAACUUCAAUAUUGCUUUGUUUUUCUAUUUGACUCAUUGAACCUAUUUAAAUGUUUACAGCAUCAUGAUUGAUAUUCAGCUUUGAAGCCGUUUCUUUGAAUGUGAGUAAAAUAAAAAAUCAACGGUG